AUGGCUUCUUCAAUAAAAUGUCUUCGAUCUCUCACCACUAGACCUAUAUCUCAUCUCCACAUCAAGCCUUCAGUUCCUAUAUCCACAGUCCGUCGACGUAAUGCAUCAUCCAAGCAUCCCGCUGGUUUCGAGCCACCAACCUCCUCUGAUUUGAUCGAGCUCCGCGAACGAGUCCAAGAAUUUACACGACGAGAAAUCCCUGAAACGCUCGCAGCUGAAACCGAUAAAUCAAAUGCAUUUCCCAAUUCCAUGUGGCAAAAAUUCGGCGAUGCAGGGUUCCUUGGUAUAACUGCUUCCGAAGAUGUGGGUGGACUGGCCAUGGGUUACCAAGCACAUUGUAUUGUGAUGGAAGAAAUAUCUCGUGCCUCGGGUAGUAUUGGAUUGAGUUAUGCUGCACAUUCACAAUUGUGUGUGAAUCAAUUACAAUUGAAUGGUAAUCAGGACCAGAAGAUGAAGUAUAUGCCGGGGCUGAUUGAUGGGAGUAAGAUUGGUGCAUUGGCUAUGAGCGAGAGUGGUGCAGGGAGUGACGUUGUCAGUAUGAGGACGACAGCGAAGAAAGUAGAUGGUGGCUAUGUGUUGGAUGGAACGAAGAUGUGGAUUACCAAUGGACCAGAUGCGGAUCUUAUUGUGGUUUAUGCAAAGACUGAGCCUGAAAAGGGCUCAAAGGGAAUUACCGCUUUCUUAGUCGAAAAAGGAUUCAAGGGAUUCAGUUGCGCGAGAAAAUUAGACAAGAUGGGUAUGAGAGGAAGUAAUACUGGGGAGUUAGUUUUCGAGGGGGUAUUUGUUCCAGAAGAAAAUAUCCUGGGCGAGGUCAAUAGAGGAGUCAAGGUACUGAUGGAAGGACUUGACAUUGAGAGAUUAGUGUUAAGUGCUGGGCCAUUAGGUAUUAUGCAAGCUGCCUUGGAUGUUGCACUUCCAUUCACACAUCAACGCAAACAAUUCGGCCAACCUAUCGCACAUAACCAGCUCGUUCAAGGAAAACUUGCAGAUAUGUAUACAAAGCUGCAAGCCUCAAGAGCUUAUACAUAUGAUACAGCAAGGACUGUUGAUGAAACCGGCAAUAUCAGAACACAAGACUGUGCUGGGGCUAUUAUGUAUGCUGCUGAGCGAGCCACAGAAGUCUCAUUAGAUUGUAUACAAUUGUUAGGUGGCAUGGGCUAUGUUGAGGAAAUGCCUGCUUCGAGAUUACUGCGUGAUGCAAAGCUCUAUGAAAUUGGUGCUGGAACUACCGAAGUCAGAAAAGUGGUAAUAGGAAGAGCUUUCAACAAAGAAUAUAGUGGUUUUAGUGCUUAA
This is a messenger RNA of Botrytis fragariae, 1293 nucleotides long. Its product is annotated as putative isovaleryl- dehydrogenase protein. The record is from RefSeq and is a predicted model, not a curated record. The transcript has a single exon. Gene Ontology annotation, molecular function: flavin adenine dinucleotide binding; 3-methylbutanoyl-CoA dehydrogenase activity. Bases 1 to 1293 code for a protein of 430 amino acids. Lineage: Eukaryota; Fungi; Ascomycota; Leotiomycetes; Helotiales; Sclerotiniaceae. Gene Ontology annotation, biological process: L-leucine catabolic process.